AUGACGCCGAAAUAUGCCUUGAUACGGCCUCGGCGUGGUCUGUCGCUUCUCUUUAUCAUCGGAUGUAUUCUGUGCACUGCAAUUUUCGGACUUUGGCUUGGCGUCAACUCAGACCGCGACUAUAUUCACCCUCUCCUCACUCAAUUAAUCCCUGCAGGUCACUCUGCUUGUAAGAGCUCCACGACUUUCCAAUGCUCGACUUGUCUCUCCUGUCCAGAUGCAGGCUUACAACAGCCCAUACCCACCAGCUGGCGAUAUGAGUACCCGCGCGACGCCCCGGAUGAAACCCUAGAUCAUAUGCAAUGCCGAGCAGCAUUUCCAGGUCUAUUCGAAGAUACUGCCCGCGGACAGACAUACUGGAAUUUGAAAGGGAAAAUUACGACCGAGGAAUUGGACAAUAUCAAAAUUGAGCCCGGUAUGGCUCGCGCUUCGAUUCACCGCGGCACAUUACAUGUUGUUGCAGCGCGGGCAAAGGGUGAGGACCACCGACGAAAGAUUCUAGGCGUCCUCGGUUCGAUCCACCGAGCGCUGGCCGGCGACAGCAACCGUGGGUCUCGUCAGGACAUCGAAUUUGUAUUUUCCGUGGAGGACAAGGUAGACGAUGUAACCAGCUCAGAACAUCCUGUCUGGACCUUCGCUCGGACACCCAACGAGGAGGGAGUGUGGCUUAUGCCAGAUUUCAGCUUUUGGGCCUGGGACCAUCCGGAAAACUACAUCGGACCGUAUGACCAGGUGGUAGACCGGAUCCAGCGGUUGGAUAUUCCCUGGGAAGAGAAAAAGCCUCAGUUGGUCUGGCGGGGUAAGCCAAGCUUUGCGCCAAAAUUGCGCCGCGCAUUGAUGGAAGCUGCACGGGGGAAAUCCUGGGGUGAUGUCAAGCAAGUCCAAUGGUCCACUGGCUCAAAUGUGCUCAAAAUGGAGGACCACUGUAAUUACAUGUUCAUUGCCCACGUAGAAGGACGCUCAUAUUCCGCAUCCCUCAAAUACCGACAAGCCUGCCAAUCCGUCAUAGUGGCACAUAAGCUCCAAUACAUCCAACAUCACCAUUAUCUCCUCGUGUCCAGCGGACCAAACCAGAACUACGUCGAAGUAGAGCGCGACUUCAGCGAUCUCUCAGCAAAGAUCGAGCCGCUCUUGCACAAUAACGCGACUGCGCGACAGAUCGCUACAAAUAGUGUCAAGACCUUCCGCGAGCGGUAUCUGACACCGGCAGCGGAGGCCUGUUACUGGCGAGCCCUAUUUGACGGCUAUGGUAAUGUCUGGAACAGAACCGUUAGCCUAGGGUCAGAAGGCCAGGAUCGUGGACUAAGAUAUGAAUCGUUCAUGUUGCUGGAAAGUGCGCACAUGCUCGAGUUUAAGGCCUAG
This is a messenger RNA of Penicillium taxi, 1362 nucleotides long. RefSeq lists its product as uncharacterized. The record is from RefSeq and is a predicted model, not a curated record. Lineage: Eukaryota; Fungi; Ascomycota; Eurotiomycetes; Eurotiales; Aspergillaceae. The coding region runs from base 1 to 1362 and encodes 453 amino acids. The transcript has 2 exons.